AUGUUUGGCGUCCAGCAAAACCAAGCUCAGAAUGGAAUGCCUGCCAGCAUGAUCACCGAAUAUAAUGGUAUGAAGAUGGAGAUGGUCGCUCCUGGACCAAACAACCCGGGAGGUAUGUUCAAUACGAUGCCAGGAAUGCCCGCCCCGGCUCCUGCCCCAGCUCCAGCGCCUGCUCCCGUUUAUGCGCCUCCUCAAGCAGUUGCUCCGCCACCAGCUCCUGUAGCUCCUGCGCAAAAUCAAAACGAAAGCUCCGGCUGCUGCAUUAUCCUGUGA
Messenger RNA from Oikopleura dioica, 273 nucleotides. Lineage: Eukaryota; Metazoa; Chordata; Appendicularia; Copelata; Oikopleuridae. The record is from the annotation of a GenBank genome assembly.